AUGAUAUUCGAAAUAGGUGAAAUAUUUACAGUUUAAGAAUCAUUAAAAGAUGAGAAAAUAGCUAAAAAUUUAGAUUUAGAUGUUGGUUCUUUAAAUGAUUUUCUUGAUUUGAGAUCUACUGAUCCAAAUCCUCGUUUACCUAAUAGAAGAUUAGAUCGUAAAGCAUAAAAAAGAUAAGAUCAAAUUCCAAAGAAGUUUGAAUAAGCAAAAGAAGAAAAAGAAACAGUUAAAGCAUCAGAAAUAAUAUCAAAUAUUAUUAAAGAUGUAUUUAAAAUGGACAUUAAUGAAUUUGAACAAAUGAAUUCACCUGAAAAACUGAAUAAAGAAUAUAAAUUUUAAGAAAUUGACCCUGAAAAAAGGAAAUAUUUAAGAAUGAAAAUACCUUUAACUAAAAGAUAAGAAUAAUUUGAAUAGGAGUUAUUAAAUGUUAAAUCUGAUUUAAAGUUAAAAAUAUAAGAAAUUCGUAUGCCUUAAUAAAAAAAUGUUGGAAACAAUUCUUAAAAAGAUGAUAAUACUUUCAGUAGACCUAAUUCUUAAAAGAUUAAAUAAAAUUCUAGUUCUAAUAAAUAAUUCUUUAAUUCAACCAAUGAGGUAGAUGCUAUUGAUUCUCAUAUUUGGUUAUAAAGUAGAUUAGAAAGAAUAUUAAAAUUAAAUUCACAUAAUCUAGACACUUAGAAAGCAUGGAAAGAAUAUUGGAGCAACAUUAAUUAUUCUGAAUUUAAGACAUUUUAAGAAUAUUAAUAAUAACAUAAGAAACCUCAACUUGCAUCAGAUUUAGUGACUAUCAAUUAUGGUGGAGAAAAAGCUACUAAAUAUUAAAAGAAUGAUAAUGAAAUCUCUGUAAAUAUCAAGAAUUAAUCAUCACUUACAAUAAAAAAUAAAUAAAUAACUAAUGAACAUAUUCUCUAUUUAGUUAUGAUUGAACCUCCUUUAAUAAAUUUAUUAAGAGUAGAAUUAAUAAAAACUUAAUUAAAUGAAACUGCAUUUAAAUUAUUAACUACUUUAUUGAGUGAAUGCAAAAGAUUAGAGUAUUUAAAUAUAUCUAGUAAUAAAUAUCCUAGAAAUCAAACUAUUAAGAUAUUAUUAUUAGAUUUAUAGAAUCUUAAAAUAUUGAAAAUGUCAGAUAUGAUGAUUUCAACAAAGUAUUUCUUGGAUCUUUGUGAAGUGUUAGUUUAAACUAAUAUUUAAGAGUUAGAUCUUAGUAAUAAUUUAUUAGAUCAUCAUGCUUAUGAUGCAUUAAUCACUUUAAUAAAAUACUUACCUUCAUUAACAUAAAUGGAUUUCUAAUAAAAUGAUAUUCUAUAGAGUACAAAUUUACCAUUACAAAAGAAAUAAUAAUCUUGGGAGUACUUAGAGAAAGUUAAAUUGAGUUAUUAAAGGAGAGUAAAUAUUGUAUUAUGAUAAUUAAUAUUAAAUUUUAUGUUCUUUACAUAAACUAAAUUUCAUAAAUUGAGUUCUUAGAAAGAAUUAUUGGCUAAGAUAUAAGAGUUCGAAAUCAAUAUCAAUUUUGAUUCUCCAAGAACUUAGAAAGCAUUGUUAAAAAUGAAUAAAACUAAAUAUGACUUUAGAAGGAAGUAUAUGAUAGUAUUCACAUUUAAGGAAUAAGUUUGAAAAACAUAAUGAGUUAGAAUAUAGAAAUAAAAGAAAUAAUAAAUCUUUGGAUUAGUAAUCACUUGAUUUUGAAUAUGAGACAUAUUUAGAAUAAUUAUUAAGUAAUUUCCAUUAUUGACAAUUAGAUGAUUAUAUGGAACUGAAAGAGUAAAGAAAAUAAAUAAAAGAAUGGUUUUAAAAAAAAUAGUAAGAAGAAGAUGAAUUACGUGGUUAUGAACAUAUACCAUUUAAUAGUGUACAUUCAACAAGUAGAUUUCCAUGUUAAACUAUAACAAUCGAAGAUAAAAUUGGCAAAAUAAAUUAGGAAAGAUAAAGAUAAUUAAGUUUAAACAAUAUUGAAGUGAAAGAAGCUUUAUUGUUUGAAUUAGAUAGAAGAUAGUGGGAAUAAACAUCUUUAGAGAGAAGACAAAAAAAUGCAUAAAUGAGAUCAGCCAAAAUUAUGGAGAUUAAAAUGAAAGCAUAAGAAUAAAAUAAGAAGGCUAAAAAGAAAUGUGAAACAUAAAAAAAAAUGAAAGAAGAAUAAAUAGAAGAAGAUUUAGCUAAGGCAAAAGAAUUUUAAGAAAAAUUGAAUUAAAAGUAUUUUUAAUAUUUUAUAUUAGAGAUAAUGAAAUAGCAAAUAAAAAAUCAACAAUAAUUAUGGAAAAAAUAGAAAGAAAUAAAAAAUUAGAAGAGAAAAUAUUAUUUAGAAAGUCAUUAUUAAAACAUGAAUAAUCUGAAACUUAACUUUAGAAUAUUAGAAAAGAAACCUAAACUGAAGAAAAUAGAAUAAAAUCAGUAGAAAGAUAAGCAAAAGAUAGAUAAGAUAAACAAUGGAGAUAUGAAUAAUAAUUAAUGAGAAUACAUGAAAAAAGUGCAUUAUCUAAAGCUAUUUGGGAAUCUGAAUUAUGUAAUAAUUUUGGAUAAAAAAUGAUAUCUAUUGAAGAAUAAAAAAAGAAGAAUGAAGAUCUUAUAAAGAAAGAAGCAAAUAAAAUGUCUAAGGAAAGAAAAGAUAAAUUAAAGAAACAUUAAUAAAAUCUAGAAUCAGUUUAAGAAGAAGAAAAGUACAUUUAACAAAUAUUUAGAAUAGACAAUGGUAAUUAAAAUUAUAAGAGAAAUUGUAAAAUAAAGAUGAAGUUUCUAAGAAACUGAGAAUGAGCAAAUUAGAAGAAAUCAAAUAAUUAAGAGAAUAAAAUGUUUAAAAUUAAAGAGAAUAAUUGUAAAAAAUAGAGUUGAGAAGAAGAAAAUAAGUAUAUUUAAUUAAUUAUCAUAAGUUUAGUUAAUAAGAUUUAUUGUUGGAACGAUCUUUAAAUGCUUAAAAGAAAUUAGAAUAAUAAAAAAAUGAGUAAGAAAAAGUGUUAUUUUAUUUGUUGACUUCAAAAUAGAAGGUAGAAUCAGAAAUUAGUAAUAGGUAAUCAAAAUUAAAAUUGAUACAUUAAUAAUCAUCUAUUUAACUAUUAGAGUAAUAAUAAAUCUUAUUAUUAAAUAGAUAAUUAAAAGACCUUGUACCAGAAACAGAAUUCAUUGAAUUACAGAAGUAAUAUAAAAUAACUAAAAAGCCUCAAACUGCAAAUCCAUAAACUAUGA
Messenger RNA from Paramecium pentaurelia, 3174 nucleotides. The record is from the annotation of a GenBank genome assembly. NCBI's taxonomy places the organism in Eukaryota, Ciliophora, Oligohymenophorea, Peniculida, Parameciidae.